This is a messenger RNA of Liolophura sinensis, 968 nucleotides long. Its product is annotated as visual pigment-like receptor peropsin. The transcript is spliced from 6 exons. Gene Ontology annotation, biological process: G protein-coupled receptor signaling pathway. Gene Ontology annotation, cellular component: membrane. The record is from RefSeq and is a predicted model, not a curated record. NCBI's taxonomy places the organism in Eukaryota, Metazoa, Mollusca, Polyplacophora, Chitonida, Chitonidae. Gene Ontology annotation, molecular function: G protein-coupled receptor activity. Bases 1 to 960 code for a protein of 319 amino acids.
AUGGUCGACACAGCAGCUCCGGAAAUGGCAACUGGCCACACGAUUCUUCCUAUGACCAUCUUUGAACACUCGGUGGUUGGUGUUCUGUAUUUUACCAUAGGUAUCAUAGGCACUGUUGGAAACCUGCUUACGUUCAUUGUGUUCAUGUACCAAAAGCCAGUGAAGUCACCACGGAAUCUAGUAUUUGCGAACUUUGCUUUGGCAAACGCCUUUGUGGUGGCUCCAUUUGUAAUACCCGGGUCUUCAAGUUUUGUGGGACGGUGGUUGUAUGGAGAGACGGCUUGUCAGGCAUAUGCCUUUGAGGGCAUGCUUGCUGGGAUAGGCGCUGUAGGAGCACUGAUUGUCUUGGGCGUCGAGCGCUACCUGGCCAUAUGCUGUAAAGACCUGUAUUUGAACCUGUCCUCUGGGAAUGUGAUGUGUAUGAUUCUGCUAGGCUGGCUGAACGCUCUCUUCUGGGCCGCCAUGCCUCUUCUUGGAUGGUGCAGAUACUACAUCGAGCCGUCGGGCACAUCGUGUACGCUUGACUGGCAGAUCGUUGAUGAUCAGUAUGUGUCCUAUGUGACUGGUUUGACAACCUUCUGCUUCUGCAUUCCCUUCGCUGUACUGGUCUUGUGUCUGAUCCGGGCAUCGAACUGCAUAGUCCCCGAGACUGAGAGCUCUGAGAAAGCCAGCCCCAAGAACGAACAGGACGAAUGGUUCAGCGAGAAACAACUACUCAAGCUUGCCUGGACUUUCACCAUAGCGGCUUUCAUCGGUUGGGGACCAUACGCUUACAUCGUGAUCUGGCCAUUCUUCAACAACAUGUCCAAUGCCACUGCUGUAUUGGCCGUCAUGCCACCGCUGAUGGCGAAAGCCUCUACCAUGAUCUAUCCGUUUGCCUACAUGUCUCGCAGCGCCAAGUUCCGCAAGGCCAUGUUUCUCACACUGGGCUGUGGCGAACAAGAGAAGAAGGAAAACUAGAUGGGAGU